AUGGAAGAAAUGGUCAGGACGAAGCGGCCGCUAGAAGACGUGCCGGCCGAUAAUACCGUCAAACCAGCAGCGCACAAAUUGUCAAAGAAGCAGCGUCGUCAGAAUAAGCAGACACCAGCUCAGAAACUCGAGUACUACUAUCGUAGUCAAGUGGAGACUUGUGCCCAGCAGAACGAUGUUGCUCGAGUGUUGCAAGUGUACGAGCAGAUGAAGAGCGAGGGUGUGAGUGUGGCUUCGUACAUCUACAACGUGAUCAUCAACUUGUGCAGCAAGGCGGAAGACCCUGCAGAUUGCAAAGCUGGAGCUUGCCAGGUGUUUGGAGAGAUGAAGCUUGCCAAUGUCGCUGCUGAGCAGACAAAGAAGAAAGCUGUGGCAGUGGGUGAACCCAUUUACAGUGCAAUGAUGAAGCUCUGUAGUAAGGCGAGCGACUUUGUAGCGUGCGAGGCGCUUGUGGCCGAGAUGGAGGAAGCAAAAGUGGUGCCCAAGCUGCGCACGUUCGGUCCGUUGCUACAAGCUCACAGCGAUGCGGGCAACCUGGACAAGUGCAUUUGGGUGCAUGAGAAGCUUCUCUCGCACGAAUUGGAGCUGAGGGAAGACGAUUAUGUGGCACUACUGCGCGUUUGUGUGAAGACGGGCCAUGCUGAGCAGUUUUACGCUUUCCUGGACCGCUUUAUUGACGAGAUCUGGCAGCCAAGUCUAUCAACGUGGGACGUACUGAAGGACUGGUUCAGCAGUGAGGCGGCGCAGGUAGAUGGUCGCAAAUGGACGAUCACUGAGGGCACAGUGAACAAACAGGGCGUAUGCUCUGUGACCAGCAACCAGCUGCAGUCGGUUGAGCUGUCACCUGAGCUUGAUGAGGAACUUCUCGUCAAGAUCGAGAAGCUCGUGCGCACGGAUGAGAAACGCAUCGCGCAAUGGGACGACUUUAAGCAGUGGCUGGAGAAGUAUGGUCCGUUUGACGUGCUGAUUGACGCCGCCAAUGUCGGUUAUUGUAACCAGAACUUUCAAGGCGGCGGCUUUGACUACGGACAGAUCAAGCUCAUGGUGCAGCACUACGAGGCAAAGGGCAAAAAAGUGCUCAUUGUGCUACACGAGCGUCGCAUCUCAGACGAGCAGGUACCGGUCAAGCACCGGGCGCAGAUUGUCCGGUGGGGUGUGAGCCACAGCAUGUUCAAUUGUCAAUCAGGCAACAACGACGACUGGUACUGGCUCUACGCAGCGGUGAAGCUCGGUAAGCGUACGCUCUUGGUCACAAAUGACGAGAUGCGCGACCACCACUUUCAAAUGAUCCACAACCGCGCAUUCGCGCGCUGGAAGGAGCGACACCAGGUUCGCUACCAAGUGCAUGGACGCCGGGUGACGGUCGAUGAACCGUUGCCGUACUCGGAACGGCCGCAACGUGUCGGCGACGUUUGGCAUUUCCCAUCUCGGGAACUCCCGGAUCAAGUCUCAGACAGCGAUAGACGCUGGUUGUGUGUCGAAUUGCAACAGACCGCGUAG
Peronospora matthiolae is the source of this 1500-nucleotide messenger RNA. NCBI's taxonomy places the organism in Eukaryota, Oomycota, Peronosporomycetes, Peronosporales, Peronosporaceae. The record is from the annotation of a GenBank genome assembly.